CGUGGCUGAACCACAGCCAGCAUGAAACGCGCACCAGCCACUGUCUGUGCAGCGAUGAUCCUACUAGACCUCGUGGUCCGGGCGGAUCAGGGGUGCAAGCCCGGUCAGACAAAGAUGGAGGACUGCAACGUAUGUACAUGUCUCUCUUCCCGUAUCUGGGCAUGUACCAACUUGAAAUGCCGCGACAAAAGAGGAACGCCGGUGGCGCAGAAGAAACUGCCUCAGUUGGUGCAGAAGAAACCACCGCCGACUGAAGACGGGAAAUGCUGUGUCCCCAACACAACAUACAUGGAGGAAUGUAACGUAUGUUUAUGUGACGAAGACGGGAUAGGAGCAAGUUGUACACUCGCUGGCUGUAUUGGAGAUUGGGGGUCUGUCCGAAAAGAGCCUACUGGUGAAUAACGUCUGCACUUCUUACAACUUUUCGUGAGUGCCACAAUGUAGUCAUGUAACUGUUUGCAGGUACAUCCAGAGCAUCAACACCUUGCGCCGAAGGUUGCAUCUCG
Molecule: messenger RNA, 506 nt
Organism: Schistocerca serialis cubense
Lineage: Eukaryota; Metazoa; Arthropoda; Insecta; Orthoptera; Acrididae
Product: serine protease inhibitor I/II-like
Exons: 5
Coding region: 22-402 (126 amino acids)
Molecular function (GO): peptidase inhibitor activity
Source: RefSeq, a predicted model, not a curated record